Molecule: messenger RNA, 2101 nt
Organism: Camelina sativa (false flax)
Lineage: Eukaryota; Viridiplantae; Streptophyta; Magnoliopsida; Brassicales; Brassicaceae
Source: RefSeq, a predicted model, not a curated record
AAAAACACUUAAUUUAUUUUCGCGACAGAGAGAAAAAGAAAAAGCAAAAGCUAAAAACUGCUACCCUCUUCUCCCACGAUCUCCACUUCACCUUAAUUCGAUCAGUUACGGAACACCAAGCUGAUUUCAUUCAAAAACCUCUCAAUCUCUUCCUUUUCUCAUCCCUGUUUCUCUUUCCUUUAAUCGGAUACAAAAAUCAAAACCUCUAUUUUGAAUUAUGGGUUUUAAUAGCUUUCUUCUGUUUUUCAAUCAAUCAAAUUCUUAUGAUUUUGGGUUUUAAUAGCUUUCUUCUUCUGUUUGUAUUCAAUUGAAUUUCUUUCUCAUCCUUGUUUCUCCUUCCUUUAAUCGGAUUCAUAAUCGAUACUUCAUUCUCCAGAUAUGCCGCUUGAUAUCACGCCUAUUUCCCAGUUAACACUAGCAUCAGAUCCAUGUAAAAUCAAUGUUCAAAUUUGUCCGUCUUUGGGGAUUCCCAAAAAAAGAUAAACUUAAUAAAUUUUCAGGAAUCGAUCUUCUCCUUGUGGACGAAAAGGGAAGUAGGAUACAAGCUUCUGUAAAAGGAAAAUUAGUCUCAAAAUUUCAGAAGGAUUUAAAAGAAGGGGAUUGCUGUGUUCUUAUGAACUUUGAAUUAUGCCCCAAUCUUGGAAAUUUUCGAACUUGUGACCAUCAUUACAAGAUCAAUUUUCUAUUCUACACAUGUGUUAAACCGAGCGAGGAAAUUGAUAAUCUGCAAGCCUCUUUCAACUUAUGUCCUUUUUCUGUGAUAAUAUCAAGAAGAAACGAUGAUACUAUAUUCAUCGACAUUAUUGGCGAGAUUGUUCUGAUGAAUGAAGUUAAGAAUCUCACAACUACCGAAGGUCCCACAAAAUUGCUUAAUCUUCAGCUCAAGGAUCUUGGUUGCAGAAGAUGUCCACUUUAAUGUUAACUCCCAACCAUCUGGUCCUGUUAUUUUCCUUGGAAGCUUAAUGAAGACUUUGUUAUAUAAAGGUAAAGGCACAGUUCAAAGUUCAAAAUUUACAACAAAAAUUUAUAUCAGUUCUCCUCUACCAGAGAUUAUCCAGUUUCAAGAAGCGCUGUGCACAGAGGAACCAAGAACAUCUAUUAUUGAAAUAAAAUCUUCAAGCUCAAUUAAGAUUUCCAAACAGUCGUUUCUCUUAUCUGAAAGGAAAACUAUCAUCAAACUCAUGGAAAGUUACCAGGCUAAGAGCUGCAACAUACUAGCAUCAAUUUCCCUGGCACCAAAAACUUCAUGGUUUUACAAUGGGUGUACGAUUUGCUUUACUAAAGUGACUCAAUACUUUAACCCUAAAACUGAAGAACUAGAAGAAGACAACUAUUCUUGUGUUAAAUGUGCUAAACAGAUAACCACGACGCAACCCUGGUUUAAGUUGCACAUCAAAGCAACAGACAUCACUGGUAGCACUUCGUUAAUUUUAUUCGAUGAUGUGGUCAUUCCACUCAUUAAAAAAUUUGCAUAUGAAUUGCUUGAGCAACAAGUGCAGUUUAAUCGUGAGGGCGAAACACCUCAAGAACUGCUUGACUUAGACGGCCGUUGUUAUGUUUUCAAGAUCAUGCUUAAAGAUGAUGAAAAACAUAAUCAAUCUUCUUCAUACAAAGUUAUAAGUCUUAUUGAUGUUCUAGACAUUAUUCAGAGUUUCUCUGAAUCUGAUUCUACUUUGAAUGCUAAUGACCAAGAAAGAAUCACUGUAUCUGGAACUUCAACUGGAACUUCAAUUGGGACCUCAAUUCAGUGUGAAAACAUAUCUUCUGCCAUCAUAAAUAUAGACAACGGUGCCGACAAUGUUUUUAACACAGCAACCCCAACUCCAACAAGAAAAAGAUCCUUCCCAGCAUCUAAAGAUGUGCAACAAUCAACAACGAAGCCUAAGCUAAUGUCCAAGAGUCAGAUUAAGAAGGAAAAAAAGUGAUUGUAGGAAAAAGUUGUUAUGUAUUUCUUAUUUUUCUUUGUUAGGGGACUUAGGAUUAUCACUUUUAAUCUUAAAAUUUAGGAGGAUUCUCACUUUUCAAUUUGCGCUUUUCUUUUUAGGGUUUUAACCAUGUCAACUUUCACAUAUUAAUGCAAGUGAAUAUCUUUAUGUACUAA